AUGGAAACGGGAAAAGAUGAAAACAUUGUUAAAAUGUUAAAAAAAAAUAAAAAUAAAAUAACGAAAUUAGAUUUUGAAAAUUGCGUCGUGAGCGGAUAUAAAAACGAAACGAAAGGAAAAAGAAAAUUGAGAGCGAGAAUCGUUGAAGAUAUGAAAAAGUUUAACGAAACGCCGACGGCGCCGCCACCGUCGCCGGAAAGGGAUAAAAAAAAUGUCGGAAAAUCACCCGUUUUGCUAUUGAAAAUGACGUCGGUUUGCCUGAAAAAAGGUGAAGAAUCGUCGUCUACGUCGACGACGACGAAAAAUAAUAAUAAUAAUAAUACUAAUAAUUCUCCGGUUUUGUACGCGAAAAAAAAAAUUUUUUCUCCCGUUCUUAAAAUCAAAAUGGAGUCCACGACACCACCGAAACCGUCGUCGUCGUCGUCGUCGUCGUCGUCGUCUCCAUCGUUAGUUUAUUUUCACAGCAAAAGAAAAAUCGUUUUCGACGAUGGCGGCGAAAGGAAAAUUUGUAAAUAUUUGAAAAAUAAUCGUAGGAAAAGAAAAAAAAGCGGGAAAAUUUUUCCCACUUUUGAAUUUUCAAAUUCGAACGAUACGUCGGCCGUCGAAUCCGAAACGUUUCAACGUAAGCACGACGAAUUUGAAAAAUUCAAAAUGGCGGAAACGGAAGAUGAUAUAUAUACGAUCGGAGAAAAUGUCUGUUCGUCUUUUCCGGUAACGGAUGACGAUGAGAAUGACGUCAUUAAAGAAGAAAAUAAAAAUACAAAAAGUCAAAAAUCGGAUUCGUUCGUACAAAUUUCAUCGGUCGAAAGCGAAUCGUUUUUCGAUACACAUCGAACGAGUCAAAACAUAUCGAAUCGAUCGUUAUCAUCAUUAUCGUCAAACGAUUGUUAUCAUUCGAUGUCUAUUCGUCGUAAAGCAGACGACGGCGACGACGACAACGACAACGACAAAGACAAAGAAGAAACGCCCGAAAUAAUUCGUAAAACCAAAGGAAACAAUAAUUAUGUGGAUACGAAGAAAAACGUUAAAAGAUUUGGUUUGAUAACGAGACUGAACGUGGUUUUAAGGAAACAAUCGUCGGAAACGUUACUCUGGAAACACGAAAAAGAUAAAAAAUUUAAAAAAAAAAUAAAUUCCGAAGAAAGAUUCGUUAUAAAAAAUUUUUGGAACGUCGGUGGAAAUAAUCAUUUCGUAGAGCAAAAAAUUUUCUUGAACGAUUUAAACGUCAACGUUUUACUUAACGUCGUUCGAGCGGAAAUGAUCGACGAUUCGAAUGAUGAUGAUGAUGAUGAUGAUGAUGAUGAUGAUCACGAUAAAUACGAUGAAGAAGAAGAAAAAUUGAAAUCAUUUCCGGUGAAUGAAAAUUUCCAAGGUAAUAAUUUUUCACUUUUCAAUUAUUUUCUAGACGAUUCGAAUCAUUUUUCGCCAUAUUUGUUUUGA
Messenger RNA from Pediculus humanus corporis (human body louse), 1440 nucleotides. RefSeq lists its product as uncharacterized. The record is from RefSeq and is a predicted model, not a curated record. NCBI's taxonomy places the organism in Eukaryota, Metazoa, Arthropoda, Insecta, Psocodea, Pediculidae. The coding region runs from base 1 to 1440 and encodes 479 amino acids. The transcript has 3 exons.